This is a messenger RNA of Ambispora gerdemannii, 750 nucleotides long. Lineage: Eukaryota; Fungi; Glomeromycota; Glomeromycetes; Archaeosporales; Ambisporaceae. The record is from the annotation of a GenBank genome assembly.
AUGAGUGGUGAAUCAAGAACCGAGUUGCUCGCAUGGAUCAACGAUUUGUUGCAAAUAAACUAUACAAAGAUCGAACAAAUGGGGACAGGCGCCGCUCAUUGUCAGAUUUUUGACUCGAUAUUCGGCGAUGUUCAAAUGAACAAAGUAAAAUUCGUGGCAAAACAUGAGUAUGAAUAUGUGGCAAAUUUCAAAGUGCUGCAAAAUGCAUUUGAUAAACACAAAAUCGACAAGAUGGUCCCAGUUGAACGUCUCGUUAAAUGCAAAUUCCAAGAUAAUCUUGAAUUCUUACAAUGGGUGAAGAAAUAUUGGGACACCUUUUAUCCCGGUGGUCCUUAUGAUGCACUUGCUAGAAGAGGUCCUGGAAAUAAUCCUUCCAAAACUGUCACUGGUAGUGCAGGUACCUCAAGGGUAGCCCCAAAGAGAGCAACUGCUGCUGCCGGUGGUGCCGCUCAUCAUGCCGUUAGCGCCGUUGGUGCUUCAAGUAGUUUUGAUCAAGUUCAAAUUCUGGAACUGAAUAAACAAGUUGAAGAAUUGAAAGUCACGGUUGACGGACUUGAAAAAGAGCGCGACUUUUAUUUUGGAAAAUUGCGCGACAUUGAAAUUCUUGUGCAACAAUCGAUCGAAGAAGCACCAGACAAUCAACUAUUGAAAGAGAUUCAAGCUAUUCUGUACAGUACAGAGGAUGGUUUCGAAGUUCCACCAGAAGGUGCUGCUCCGGCCGAGGGAGAAUAUGAAGACGAAACAUUCUAA